This is a messenger RNA of Diaporthe amygdali, 1473 nucleotides long. Its product is annotated as glycosyltransferase family 4 protein. Gene Ontology annotation, cellular component: glycosylphosphatidylinositol-N-acetylglucosaminyltransferase (GPI-GnT) complex. Gene Ontology annotation, biological process: GPI anchor biosynthetic process. The coding region runs from base 1 to 1473 and encodes 490 amino acids. Gene Ontology annotation, molecular function: phosphatidylinositol N-acetylglucosaminyltransferase activity. The record is from RefSeq and is a predicted model, not a curated record. Lineage: Eukaryota; Fungi; Ascomycota; Sordariomycetes; Diaporthales; Diaporthaceae. The transcript is spliced from 2 exons.
AUGUCGAAGCCAACAUACAACAUCGCCAUGGUCAGCGACUUCUUCUUCCCACAGCCAGGUGGAGUCGAAAGCCACAUCUACCAGCUGUCCCAGAGGCUCAUCGACAGGGGCCACAAGGUUGUGAUCAUAACCCACGCAUACGAUGAUCGAAAAGGUGUCCGCUACCUCACCAACGGGCUCAAGGUCUACUACGUGCCCUUCUUCGUCAUCUACCGCUCCGCAAGCUUUCCCACCGUCUUCUCCUUCUUUCCCAUCUUCCGGAAUAUCAUCAUCCGGGAGCAGAUCAACAUCGUCCACGGCCAUGCCUCUCUCAGCAACCUCUGCUGGGAGGCAACGCUGCACGCUCGGACCAUGGGCAUCAGGACAAUCUUCACAGACCACUCGUUAUUUGGCUUCGCCGACGCCGCCAGCAUCCUCACCAACAAGUUGCUCAAAUUCACCCUGAGUGAUGUCGACCAUGUCAUCUGUGUCAGCAACACCAGCAAAGAGAACACCGUGCUUCGUGCCUCACUCGACCCUCUGAUGGUGUCCGUGAUUCCUAACGCGGUCGUGGCUGACAACUUUAGACCGCUGGAUCAUUCAGUCGAGGGUUCGGUGAACGCCUCCGCCAACAGCACUUAUGGCAACGACUACCCUGUCCCGGCCCAUCGUCUUGGUCCCCACGACACUGUCACCAUCGUUGUUAUCUCCCGCCUCUUCUACAACAAGGGCAUAGAUCUUCUUGUAGCGGCCAUCCCACGUAUCCUGGAUCAUCAGCCGAACACACGUUUCAUCAUCGCUGGCUCUGGCCCAAAGGCCAUCGAUCUCGAGCAGAUGAUUGAGCAGAACGUCCUCCAGGAUCGUGUCGAAAUGCUAGGCAGCGUGCGGCACGAGGAAGUCCGCGAUGUCAUGGUUCGCGGGCAUAUCUACCUGCACCCGUCGUUGACUGAAGCUUUCGGGACAGUCAUCGUCGAGGCCGCGAGUUGUGGGCUGUAUGUGGUUUGUACACAGGUCGGCGGCAUCCCAGAGGUAUUGCCUGGCUACAUGACCCAGUUCGCCAAGCCGGAAGAGGACGACAUCGUAGCUGCCACCGUCAAAGCCAUCGCCGACAUCCGGGCAAACAAGAUUCGCACGGAGAGGUUCCAUGGCGAAAUUAAGAAGAUGUACUCCUGGACCGACAUUGCUAAGCGCACCGAGAGGGUAUACAACGGGAUUUCAGGGGACAUCAGUGAGGCGGACUUCUACAACGCAGCCAGCGUGGGCGCCACGAGAGGCGGCAUCCAGCGAGACUUUGCUCUCAUCGACCGCCUAAAGAGGUACUACGGGUGUGGCAUAUGGGCAGGCAAAUUAUUCUGCCUAUGCGUGAUCAUCGACUACCUCUUCUUUCUUUUUCUCGAGUGGGUGGCACCAAGGGGUGAUAUCGAUAUUGCGGCUGAGUGGCCGAGAAAGCAGCUUGUCGAAGAACCCAAAGAAAAGAGCAAAAGGGGCAGAUGA